Molecule: messenger RNA, 1597 nt
Organism: Daphnia pulex (common water flea)
Lineage: Eukaryota; Metazoa; Arthropoda; Branchiopoda; Diplostraca; Daphniidae
Gene: Nprl2
Product: GATOR complex protein NPRL2-like
Exons: 9
Coding region: 378-1523 (381 amino acids)
Biological process (GO): cellular response to amino acid starvation; positive regulation of autophagy; negative regulation of TORC1 signaling
Cellular component (GO): GATOR1 complex; vacuolar membrane
Molecular function (GO): GTPase activator activity
Source: RefSeq, a predicted model, not a curated record
UGACGUUGAUGUUUAUGUUUAUGUGUAAUCUGAGAGGCAGAAAAUGGUCAUUUCUUAGACACUUUUCCAGGUCCGAUUAAUCAGCGAAUAUUGCAAACUAAUCAAAUUCAAGUGCCUUGGACCUAAAUCACUAUAACUUCGUUACUUGAAAAAUUUCCCUGUAAAUAAGUGAUGGCUUGAAAUGGUGGCGUUUCUGUAAACAAGACCUCACAUGGCGCUUCAGACGGUAGCCUAAAUCAAAUAAAGGGGCGAUUUUGUGUGUUCCUUAUCAUUUUAACUAAUUUUUUUGAUUUUUAAUGUGAAUUACUCAUGUUAAAGAAAUCCUUUUUCAUAGGUUGACUAUCCAAGUGAUAUAGUCGAGUAAAUCAAAUAGAAAAAUGAUCAAAGCAAUAUUUUUUUCCGAGUUUCAUCCUACGUUGGGGCCCAAAAUCAGUUACCAGGUGCCAGAGGAUUAUGUUUCCAAAGAAAUAUUUGAUGCAGUUAGUGUUUACAUCAUUCCUAAAGAGCAGCUGGACAGUUGUAUCAUUACAGUGAAUGUACUAGGGCACAAGAUAACAGGAUAUCCAGUGCGCAUUUCAGAUGAAAAAUACCCACGUAACUUUCUCAUUUUCAACUUGUGCUUUGUGUGUGACUCUGAUGCCAGAACAGUGCAGUAUGAGCUUGUAGUUAGGAAAUUAGCUGAGCAUUUGGUCACCCUGGAAGUUGAACAGAAUUUUUUAUCCACUGAAUCCAACAGGGCCAAGUUGCCCAAAAUUUUAGGUCAAAUUCUAAGUGAUCUCAAUCGGGGUGGCUUGUGCACAGUUACAGUUGGGACCUCAACACUGCACUUAAAAGUGAUCCAAGUAGCUGCUGAGCCACCCCUGGUAUUUGACCACCACGUUCCCGUGUUCACGUCAGAAUUUUCUCCUUUAAAACAAGACUAUUGGGACCUAACAACCAAACAGGUACUGCCAUACAUUGAUGGACGCAGCCAUGUCGCUAGAGUGGCAAUCGAGGCCGACGUGGACAUUGGUUUGGUCAAAGCCUGCAUUCAAAAUCUCUUAUAUUACGGCGUCGUCCAGCUCAUUCCCAUCUUCCAGUACAGCAACAUGUACGCCGCUACACCCAAACUCCGAGAACUGCCCAUGAAUUCAGAUUUGAGUCGAGAGUGCAUCGCUUUUGUUGCCAAAUCUGAUAGACAUCCUCCUUCCUUCCGAGAUGUUUUCCAAAUGUACUGUGGGAUGACGUACGGGACUACCAUAAGAGACCUGUGCUUGCGCUUCAAUCCGCACGCGCUUCGCAUCGACGAACAUCGGCUAGUCCAGUUUGGCGUCCUGCAGGGCAUCAUCCGCCGCAUUUGCAAGUAUCCGGUGUACAAACCGGAGACGCAGCGCGGAUCGCACAAGAAACAGAUGACCUCGUUGCAUCGGCUGUGCACUGGAGUGGCCUCUUACGACGAGAUCUGCUGCCGCACCGGACUGUCCUACCACGAACUGGACGACAAAAUCGAAGCCGAUGUCGACAUCUGCGUCCUGUGGAAGUGAAAUCCGUUCCCUCCGACCCCAUAUCUUUUUGUAUCAUUUGAUUUAAGUUUCAAUAAUAAAUUUUAUAAUGGCCA